This is a messenger RNA of Chanos chanos (milkfish), 1319 nucleotides long. RefSeq names its product crumbs homolog 3a (gene crb3a). Lineage: Eukaryota; Metazoa; Chordata; Actinopteri; Gonorynchiformes; Chanidae. The coding region runs from base 232 to 597 and encodes 121 amino acids. The transcript is spliced from 4 exons. The record is from RefSeq and is a predicted model, not a curated record.
GAUUCAAUGGCUUGAUUUAACCGUUAAGGUGAGGCGGAAGCAACCUGUUGUGUGUGAAUAAAUCGGAUAAGCAGACCCGUUGAAUAUUCCUCAAUCAACAGAAAAAGCGCGUGGAUAGGCUGUAUGGAAUUGAGGACUAUCCUUCGGAAAUGGCACUGACAUAAUUUUUGCUGUACUCUGAUCUGCCCUGCCCUAACCACCUGGCUCAUCCGGUUGAGGGUAGAGGUGGAGAUGGCAGUUCUCCUGGAAAUGAUGUCGCAGUCCGGGCUAGCAACUGGGAGUGUUCUGUUGCUAACUCUUUGGUUUGCUCUCUCCCAAGGGCAAAGCACUACACCAUCGUCAGAAAAUACAAGCACCACUGUCAUAGGUACCACUACAAACUCGCCAGGACUCAACAUUGCAGCCAUAGUAGCCCCAACAGUAACUGUAAUUGUGCUGGCAAUCAUCGCUGGGGUUUUGGUGUUUCUUUUCUGCGUGGUAAAAAAGAAGAGGCAAACAGAGGGAACAUAUAGACCCAGUGCAGAAGAGCAAACUGGUGCACGCGGCGUGGAGGCCCCAGAUGCCCUGAAACUACCCAAGGAGGAGAGACUCAUUUGAGGGGCUGGGACCCCUCUUGGUACCUUACCACUUAGGGCAGUGGUCUCAGCAGGUCGGGCUGCAGCAAGAUGCCAUUCCCUCUCCGAACGUUUUCAUUCUGAGGGUGGACACUUGUGACUGCAAAACAAACAAACAAAACAAUAAACAGACUCGAAUACGUGUGUGGAAUGUCUAAAUACGGCAGGCAUGCUGUAUCAAACGAGUCUCGGUCAUAGAAGGAGCUCUAUGACAGAUGCUGACCUAUGGUUAUGGACUAAGGCCUGUUCAUACACUCUCUGAUAUGACUAAAGAGUUGUGUGCGGAACCGGUGACAUGGCUCGCUGUUUCAAUCAUUACUGGUAUUCCUAAGACUGCUAAGAAGUGUACAAAACUCCAAAUAUCAAGCACUACCUCUCUGAGCUCUCUUCAGAGUGAAAGAGAGAGAAGCCUGCACUGUUAGGGAGCUGAAGAGGGGGAUGACUUUUAGAUACAAUACUCACACUCACAGAGCUAAUCCUCAAGAGGGGACUUAGACAAAAGACUCUGGCUCUAGCACGACACUGGGCUGAAGAACAGACUCCAGUGCAGGUAACUUGAAGAAAGCAUCUGAUUUUAGGCUAAUACUCACAACCACAUUCAACCAAUGAAUCUUUAUUCGUUUUCAUUUCAGAAAUGGUUAGCUGUGUAUGUAUGCAUCUUAAUAUGCAUAUGAAAAAAAAUGUGUAAUCAUAUCAUUCGAGGUU